Molecule: messenger RNA, 2417 nt
Organism: Oncorhynchus keta (chum salmon)
Lineage: Eukaryota; Metazoa; Chordata; Actinopteri; Salmoniformes; Salmonidae
Product: endoplasmic reticulum mannosyl-oligosaccharide 1,2-alpha-mannosidase-like
Exons: 5
Coding region: 18-545 (175 amino acids)
Biological process (GO): carbohydrate metabolic process; N-glycan processing
Cellular component (GO): membrane; endoplasmic reticulum
Molecular function (GO): mannosyl-oligosaccharide 1,2-alpha-mannosidase activity; calcium ion binding
Source: RefSeq, a predicted model, not a curated record
CUGUUUCUCUCUCUCAUAUGCAACGUUUGAGGAGGCGAGGAAAGUGGGUGGAAACUGAGUUGUUGAUCUCUAAGAAUAUGGACGUGAACCUGUUUGAGAGCACCAUCCGGAUUGUGGGAGUCAUGCUGAGCACCUACCACCUGACUGGGGAUGAGAUGGUCCUGGAGAAGGCUAAAGAUAUUGGGUUGAGGUUGAUCCCUGCCUUCAAAACCCCCUCCAAGAUCCCCUUCUCUGAUGUGAACAUUGGGAAGUGCACGGCCCACACACCUCGCUGGAUGUCCGGCAGCACCCUGGCCGAGGUCACCAGUGUCCAGCUGGAGUUCAGAGAGUUCAGGCGUCUUACCGACGACCCUCAGUACCAGGAGGUGGUGAAUGAGGUGAUGAGGAUGAUCCAUAAGCUGCCAGGGAAACAUGACAGCCUGGUGACAAUGUUCAUCAACGCCAAGUGUCUUGUUCAGCCACAAAGCAGAGUUCACCCUGGGGGCCUGGGCAGACAGCUACUACGAGUACCUUCUCAAACAGUGGAUACAGAGAGGGAAGACUGAACCAGAGUUGGCACCUUUCUAUUCUGUUUUCAAAUUCCUGGAUAUCCUGGUUAGAGGAUUCCAGAUUUCUUGCUUAUUCCCUUGAUUUCUUAAACCUGGGAGUUAAAGAAAUGUUGCAUUCUACUGUAUAUUUGGUUCAAUCAGAUCACAUGAUCACAUUCGAGUUGAGGAGACUUGUCUUGCAGCAUUACAGAUAAACUAAUAGAGAUGAAUGGGUGUGUUAUGCUCAGUCUGUUGGAGGACUACCUAGAGACAGCGGAGGGGUAAAGAAGCACCUCCCGAGAACCACGGGCCCCAGCAAGCUGACCUUCAUAGGGGAGCUCAACCACAACCGCUUCAACACUAAAAUGCCUGCAGACAGACACAACUUCCUGAGACCAGAAACAGUGGGGAGUCUAUUCUACCUGUACAGAUUCACUCAGGAAACUAAAUACAGAGACUGGGGCUGGGACAUUCUAGAGAGCUUCAACAGAUACACCAGGGACACCACCAGGCUGUGUAAGGGCUAUUUGACCAAGGAGGAGAGUGAUGGAGUGCUGCAUCAGGCCUCCACAAUCACCCGACCUCAACCGAAUUGAGAUGGUUUGGGAUGAGUUGGACCACAGAGUGAAGGACAAACAGCCGACAAGUGCUUAGUAUAUGUGGGAACUCCUUCAAGACAGCUGGAAAAGCAUUCCAGGUGAAGCUGGUUGAGAGAAUGCCAAGAGUGUGUAAAGCUGUCAUCAAGGCAAAGGGUGGCUAGUUUUAAGAAUAACUUUGUUGGUUACUACAUGAUUCCAUAUGUGUUAUUUCAUAGUUUUGAUGUCUUCUCUAUUAUUCUACAAUGUAAAAAAUAGUAACCUGGAGCUGCUCAGCCUGGACAAGUAUGUGUUCAACACCGAGGCCCACCCACUACCCAUCUGGCAAUCUCCUCCGGUCUGAGACAUGAAGAGAUGUCAUAGAGGAGUAACUUACCACCAAGAUCCUGGUUUGAACCUCCUUUCUAGGGUUUAGAAGCCAAACGGCUGCCUUCUUCUCAAGGGUUCCUGCUUGACUCACUGUGGUGUGCCGGUGCACAGUCAAAGACUCAAUAGGCUUUCAAGUGGAGAAGUUUGGGUUUAUCCUGGGAUCGGGGCGAUGCCAUAGAGCUGGUCUCUGUUGUACUAAGGAUUUGUAAUUUGAGAAGAUGGGUGGCUUGCUUUUCAGUUCAAAAGAAACAAGACGACAGGUCUACGAAAUUAACUUAAAAUAUACUACAUGUAGGUUUAUUGCAGAGGUGGGAUGAGGAGAGAAAUUAGACUAAGCCUCCCCAGGUACCUGUUUGAUUAUUUUCUAACACAGACAGUAAUAUCAUCCUCUCCCUUCCCGUCCCUGACGGGCUGACAAAGAAUAUUAAAUAUGGUGGAAAUACCUCAAGUUGGUCAUGGUUUUGUACAGAUUGUUCCUGUACAUUUAUGUUCAAGCAUGAGUCACCUUGAAGAAGUGAAUACUGAAUACAUCGGUUGGCAUGUUGAGAGCCUAUAAUGGUAGAGGAAACGCUCCUAUCUCAAGGCUCUUUCACUAGUCCCUCUCAUUGAUAGGCAUUACUGUCACGUGACCUUAGUUCCUUUAUUUUUGUCUGUGUUUUAGUAUGGUCAGGGCGUGAGUUGGGGUGGGCAGUCUGUUUGUUUUUCUAUGUUGGUUUUUGUGUUCGGCCUAGUAUGGUUCUCAAUCAGAGUCAGCUGUCAAUUGUUGUCCCUGAUUGAGAAUCAUACUUAGGUAGCCUGGGUUUCACUUUUGGUUUGUGGGUGUUUGUUUUCCGUGUGAGUGUUUGGUCCACACGGUACUGUUUCAGUUUUCGUUCGUUCACUUUAUUGUUUUGUAUUUCAGUGUUCAUUUCAUUAAAUAUUACAU